UCCCUGGAUAGCCAUCUGUCCAUCCUGCCGCCCCGGCUGGCCAGCCCACACCUGGUGGGUGGCAAGGCGGCCCUCACGCUGGCGCUAGUCGUGGGCCAGUUCCUCGGCUGCUGGCUGCCUUUCUUUGCCGCCUGUCUGCUGCCCGGCCGCUGGAGCGUCGGCGUGGAGGUGGCCCUCACCUGGCUGGCCUAUUCCUCCUUCGCCGCCCACCCCUUCCUCUACGGCCUCCUGCAGCGGCCCGUGCGCGAGGAGCUGAGCCGCCUGGCCCGAGCCUGGCUCCAAGCCGUCCCAGGCCCCUGGCACUGCCCCCCUGGAGCGUGGCUCCCCCAAAGCUUCCUGAAGCUUCUCCGGGGAGACCCAGAGAGCCCGGCCCUGGAUCCUUCUGCCAGCCAGGAGGCAAACACCAUGACUGCAGAGGGGCCUGGCCUGGACCACGGAGAGCCCACCUGAAAGAGGGGACGGCGGGCAGGGGGUGAGCUUCAGG
This is a messenger RNA of Gracilinanus agilis (Agile Gracile Mouse Opossum), 484 nucleotides long. RefSeq names its product G-protein coupled receptor 62-like. Gene Ontology annotation, molecular function: G protein-coupled receptor activity. The record is from RefSeq and is a predicted model, not a curated record. Gene Ontology annotation, biological process: G protein-coupled receptor signaling pathway. Gene Ontology annotation, cellular component: plasma membrane; signaling receptor complex; endosome. The transcript has a single exon. Lineage: Eukaryota; Metazoa; Chordata; Mammalia; Didelphimorphia; Didelphidae. The annotation marks the transcript as partial.